AUGAGAAAAGACUCAAGGACAUGUUCCAAAAGGAAGACGACGAGUGGUGAGUAUUCCACUCUACUGGAAAAGGAGAAAAAUCCUAAAACGAAAGAUAGGCACAACGAUGAUGAGAACUUCCAGUGCCAGUUCUCUUCCCUGAUGAGAGCAGUUCUGUCAUUAAGGAAAAUUAAGGCCAAUGUAACCUCGAACGAUACCGGAGAUAAAACGGUAAUAUCAGAUAGCGUGCAAUUUGCAGCCAGCCACCCUCUAUACCUCAAAACGCAGGGGCUUCUCGAGUCUGCUCGCAAUCUAAUCAGUGAGCUAGACAACAUCAGUACCCAUGCGCUAAAAUCCAAGCUUCCCCAGGACCCAAAGGAAGGACUUGAGAAGGACACAGCAGAAGCACGCCGUCUUAUUGCUCGCGGCGCAGAAGCAACCGCGCUGGCAAUAGAGAAACAACUGGUAUAUAAUGGGAAAAAUGGUCAAUUGCGGGAUAGAAAGGAGGAGGCGUUCUUGAAUGACAUCGACUUGCAGGCUAUGCUUGACAUGGGAAGAGAUGCACUAAAUGGAGGUCCUGGCAACGGCAGGAAACCUCAGAGCUGGGGGAUCGUGGCACGCCAUCUGCAAAGGGGAAUGCAUGAGCUCGUCAAGGCCUUGCCUCGGGCAAACUGA
This is a messenger RNA of Trichophyton rubrum CBS 118892, 654 nucleotides long. RefSeq lists its product as uncharacterized. The transcript has a single exon. NCBI's taxonomy places the organism in Eukaryota, Fungi, Ascomycota, Eurotiomycetes, Onygenales, Arthrodermataceae. The coding region runs from base 1 to 654 and encodes 217 amino acids. The record is from RefSeq and is a predicted model, not a curated record.